AUAUCAUGAUUUGUGGCUUGUAACAUGCAUAAAGAUCCCUCUAGUGCUGCUGCAACACAGGCUGAAAAGGAGGAGGUGGAUGCACGCUCAAUAUAUGUUGGUAAUGUUGACUAUGCUUGUACUCCUGAGGAAGUCCAGCAGCAUUUCCAGUCUUGUGGGACGGUGAACAGAGUCACAAUUUUGACAGACAAGUUUGGUCAGCCGAAGGGAUUUGCUUAUGUUGAAUUUGUCGAAAUAGAUGCAAUUCAAAAUGCUCUUCUCUUAAACGAGUCAGAGUUGCAUGGACGACAGUUGAAGGUAUCUGCCAAGCGUACCAACGUUCCCGGAAUGAAACAGUAUAGAGGCCGGCGGCCUAACCCAUAUCUUGGUUUUCGAGGACGAAGGCCCUUCAUGCCUGGUGCCCCUGUCUUUGCUCCAUAUGGAUAUGGGAAGGUUCCAAGGUUCAGGCGGCCAAUGCGAUACAGGCCAUACUAUUGAUGGGUUUGCAUCAGCUUGCCAUAGCCAGAUGGUAGGUUUGGUGUAAGGUGCAUAAAGCUUAACGACCAACUUGAUAUUGCUAAAAAUCUUCGAUUAUUCGAUGAAAAUCUGUACACAUCCUGUUCGUUUGUCCAUGGAUGUUGGAUGAGAUCCGAUGGUGAUGCUCAUCAAAUUCAUAUAUUUUCAAUUAAUUCCUAACUGUAAUUUGCAAUUAUAGGUCACAUGAUAUUGGCAAAUAACACAAAGUUGUUUGGAAGUAGGUAUGUGGUGGUUUUGUUGCACAGGUAAAAUUUUGAUGAUGCUGGAAAUGUUCUUUUAUGCAAUUUUCGCUAGCAUUUAUUUGUCAGAAA
This is a messenger RNA of Macadamia integrifolia, 827 nucleotides long. Its product is annotated as polyadenylate-binding protein 2-like. The transcript is spliced from 4 exons. Gene Ontology annotation, molecular function: RNA binding. The coding region runs from base 25 to 477 and encodes 150 amino acids. The record is from RefSeq and is a predicted model, not a curated record. Lineage: Eukaryota; Viridiplantae; Streptophyta; Magnoliopsida; Proteales; Proteaceae.